GCCUCUAUUUAUGAACACAUGUUUGCAUUCAUUGUGUGUUUGUUGUGGUCAACCAAUUGUCACUCAACUGAUCCACUCAUUCAAUGAUUAAUUAGUGUCAAGAGUUGAGUGCAAUGUAUGUAUUGGUAGAGUUGGAGGACUCCAUCCGUAUUCCUCCGCAUCUGUUUGCCAUCAGUCAGAGGGAAGCCAUUAGUGAUGAGUUGAACCGAAAGCUCGCCAAUCGGGUUAUCAUAAACACUGGACUUUGUAUUUGUCUCUUCGAUAUCACCAAAAUCGACAAAUCAUUUCUCUAUCAAAGCGAUGGCGCGACCCAUACCUCAGUGGAGUUCCGGUUUGUGGUGUUCCGGCCAUUCAUUGGCGAAGUAAUUGUGGGCAAAAUCAGGUCCUGUUCUCGCGAUGGAGUCCUCGUCUCUUUGGGCUUCUUUGACGACAUCCUAAUACCUCCUCAUUAUCUUCAGGACUGCUCUCUAUUUGACGAGAAGGAGCAGUUGUGGUACUGGGAGUACGAGUCCAACAAACUCUUUAUGGAUAUCGGAGAGAAGAUUAGGUUCAAAGUGAAGGAAGAGCUCUUCACCGACACUUCGCCCGCCGGACCCACAGCUGCGGCCAAUGAGUCGACGGCUUUGUCCGAAAAUAAGCGCAAAAUUCCGUAUUUGAUUAAAGGAACCAUCAAUGAGUCCGGUUUGGGCCUCAUCUCGUGGUGGAAGGAAUGA
Oppiella nova is the source of this 713-nucleotide messenger RNA. The record is from the annotation of a GenBank genome assembly. Lineage: Eukaryota; Metazoa; Arthropoda; Arachnida; Sarcoptiformes; Oppiidae.